GAAGAUAUACCAGUAUAGCACCCAUAGCAUGAGUGCUCUUAUGGUCCUGCCAAAUUGCCAGAAAGUCCUGCAGAGCAAGAAUGUUUCUCAGCUCCUGAACUACUGGGAUCAUUCAAUUUUCUUAGAGUGCUGAAAACCUGUGUUAAUCAUGGAGCCAUAUUUUGCUGGUUUCAAGCAUGUGCAACGGGACUAUGGAGUUCAUCUCAAGAUUGCAAAUGAUGAGAGACACACAGCUAGAAAUACACAAAACUCCAAGCCUGGAUCUUAUGGUGUCAGUAUUAGGGUCCAGGGAAUUGAUGGGCAUCCCUACAUAGUACUAAACAAUACAGAGGGCUGUUUGUCAGAAAAUCCAUUGUUAUCUGAAAAUGGGCCACAAUUGACAUCUCAGACAAUUAACAAAUCAGCUCCUAAAUUGGGGGAGAAAAGUAGUGAAGAAAUAAAGUUUCCUGGAACACAGUCCACAGAGCCCUCUAUGUAUAAAAACCUAAAGCAAACCAAUAUGAAUGAAGGAGAGACUAGAGUCUCAGAUUCUAAAGUUGGACCAUUAAAACCAUCUAAUCUGUUGAACUUUCAAAGGCAUCCUGAGCUUUUACAGCCUUAUGAUCCUGAAAAAAAUAACUUGAAGUUGGAUAGCUACCAAUCUUCUGUGUGCAAUAAGCCUAAAUCUCUUACAGAUGAAGGCAAGAUUGAAACAAAGGCUUGGACUUCUUCAUCUAAAGUAGUGACCCUACAGAAAAAGCCACAGCUUCUGGAGUCAGCUAAAUCAAAUGUGAAAACAAUUCAUUUGAACAGGUCCAUAGCAAUGGAAGACCAAAAUAAGCAUGUGUCCGAGUGCCACAGUGUUACUAGCAGCCCAAAUGAAGGGCAUGUAUUGGAGUCACUUUCAUGUAGUGAUGAAUCCCCAUAUGUUAGCCCAACAGGCCAUCCAGAAAUAAGGAAAACUAGACCAGAUGUUCUUCCUUUUGGCAGACAAGAUUCAGCUGGACCAGUAUUUGAUGGGUCACGAAGAUCAUCAUCUUCAUCAACCACUCCAACUUCUGCAAAUUCCUUGUAUAAGUUUUUACUGGAUGACCAAGAGUAUGCUAUUUAUGCUGACAAUGUUAAUCGACAUGAAAACAGAAGGUAUAUCCCAUUUUUGCCUGGAACAGGCCGUGAUAUUGACACUGGGUCUAUUCCUGCAGUUGAUCAACUAAUUGAAAAGUUUGAUAGGAAAAUUGGGCCACAGAGAAGAGGUAGAUCAGGAAAAAGGAAUAGAAUUCACCCGGAUGAUCGUAAAAGAUCAAGAAGUGUUGACAGUGUACUAUCUUUUGGCCUAGAGGAGAAUUCAGAUUACUUAGAAGAGUUGAGCAACAAUUUGGGUAAAUCAUCAGAGUACUUGCUAAGGCCCUCAAAAAUUUGCUUUCAGAAACAAUUAUCUCUUGAACAAAAGUUACCUUCCACAGAUACACAAGUUACUGCUCGAACUAUUGGUAAAUUGCUAUCAACGGCUCCAGUUGUUCAAAACAGCCAUUACAAAUCAUUGCAACAUCAUAAAGAAAAUAAAGUUAAUGGAGAGAGUUUGAUGUGUAGAUCAUCCACGCUUCCAGUACAGAAUAAAAAAGAAGACCUUAAGAUAGUAACUUCUACUCUCUUGUUGCCAAACCGAAUUACAAUUCCACCUGACCCAGGAACAAAGAAAAUUUUAGUAAAAACAUUUUCUUCUUCCCCAAAUACACAGGCAACUCCUGAUCUGUUAAAGGGCCAGCAAGACAUUGCACAACAGACAAAUGAGGAGACAGCUAAGCAGAUCCUUUACAAUUACCUAAAGGAAGGAAGCACUGAUAAUGAUGAUGCUACAAAGAGGAAGGUCAACUUGGUUUUUGAGAAGAUCCAGACGUUAAAGUCAAGAGCUGCUGGAAGUGCACAAGUUUCUGAUUCUUCAUCCGAAGUCAAAGCAUUGCUGGAACAAAAAAAAGAACUAGAGAGCAAGGUUGCAGAGCUACAGAAGGAGCUGGAUCUAGAAAUUAGGAAUCAGCAAAAUGCCAAAGGAGAGAGAGACACUACAAGAGCAACUCUGAAAGAUCUACAACAGCAACUUGACAAAAGUGUGAAAGAAAAAGAUGCCUUAAAAAAGCAUCUAGGAGAAAGUGAGAAGGAACUCAGGCAAAACUUAGAGGAACUUUUUCAAGUGAAGAUGGAGCGGGAACAACACCAGACUGAAAUCAGGGACCUGCAAGACCAGCUAUCUGAAAUGCACGAUGAACUGGAUAAUGCAAAGCAUGCUGUGGAUGGGGAGAAAGAGGUCCUGAUUGAGGAACUGAUGCAAAUGAAGCAGGAUCUGCAAGAAAUAUUCAUGGCAAAAGAACAGCAAGAAGAAAUACUGAGAAAAAGAGAAAGGGAACUUACUGCUUUAAAAGGAGCACUGAAAGAGGAAGUAUCUAACCAUGACCUGGAGAUAGAUAAACUUAAAGAACAAUAUGACAAAGAACUUUCCAAUGUAAGAGAGGCUCUAGAGGAAGCAACGAAGAAUGCUGCGCUCUCAGCCAGUGAAAGAGACACUGCCAAACAGAUGCAAAAUAGUGCAGAAAAUCAAGUGAAGGAGUUGGCUGAGCAAAAUGAACAACUGAAGAGAACAAUUAAAGAGCUAGAGGGCAAAAUUAAACAACUUCUUCAACAGAUUGAUAACAUGAAAGGAGAAGAUGAUACAAUGAAGGAAAAAAUAGAGAGAUAUGAGAAAGAAAAGCAACAUUUAGAAAGUGUCCUGGCACAUGCUGUGAAGGAAAGAAAGGAAUUGGUGUUGGUGAAAAAAUCUUUGGAAAUCCAGCUGGAGGAUAUGCAGAAAAAAUUCAGUCAGCUUAUUCAAGAACAGCAACAGUUAACUGAACAGUUAAAAGAUGAAACUAACCAGAAGGAACAAUUAAAGAGGAUAAAGAAUGAAAUGGAAAAUGAGCGAUGGCAACUAGACAAGACUAUUGAGAAGUUACACAAGGAGAUGGCUGAAAUUGUUGAAGUGUCCCGGUCAUCCACUCUGGAGCUUCAGAAUCGGCUUGAUGAAUACAAGGAAAAAAAUCGCAGGGAACUUGCAGAAAUGCAGAGACAAUUAAAAGACAAAAAUGUUGAGUUAGAAAAGUCACGCCUCAUAGCCACAAAAAUGCAGGAUGAGAUGCAUCUUAUGGAAGAGGAUUUACGGGACCACCAGAGAGCUCAUGAUGAGGCAAUUACAAAAACUCAGCUGCUAGAACAGACUAUGAAAGGUUUGGAAUAUGAACUGGAAGCCAAAAAUCACAUGAAAGAUGAUCGGGCGAGACAAAUGAAAUUCAUGGAGGACAAGAUGUCCCAGUUGGAACUGGAGCUUGAUGAAGAAAGAAACAAUUCAGAUUUGUUGUCUGAGAGGAUCUGUAGGUGCAGAGAACAGAUCGAACAAAUGAGGAAUGAAUUACUUCAAGAAAGAGCUACAAGGCAGGACUUGGAGUGUGACAAGAUUUCAUUAGAGAGACAGAACAAAGAUUUGAAGAGCCGAAUUCUUCACCUUGAAGGAUCUUACAGGUCUAGUAAAGAAGGACUUGUUGCUCAGAUGGAAGACAGAAUCACUGAGCUAGAGGAACGGCUAGAAAAUGAAGAGAGAGAUCGGGCUAAUCUCCAGCUAAGCAAUCGCAGACUUGAAAGGAAAGUGAAGGAAUUAAUGUUGCAAGUAGAUGAUGAACAUCUCUCACUGACUGACCAAAAGGACCAGUUGAGUUUGCGUUUGAAAGCAAUGAAACGUCAGGUUGAAGAAGCCGAAGAAGAAAUAGACAGACUGGAAAAUGCCAAGAAGAAACUUCAGAGGGAGUUAGAGGAGCAAAUGGAUAUGAAUGAUCAAUUGCAAGGACAGCUUAAUUCUAUGAAGAAGGAAUUAAGCAGACGGAAGAAGUCACCAACUAAAGUACUGACUGACCUUGAAGAUGAUGAUGACGAUGAUGAUGAUUUCAGUACAGAUGGAGAGAGUCUCUAUGAAGCACCUUCAGGAUAUAAAUCCUCAAAGGACAAUGAUACAAAAAGCUAAAAUUGACUCAAACCUGUGAUACUGUGAAACUCAUUUAGGAUAAUCUAUUAUCAAGGACCUACAGAAUCCAAGAGCCAAAAGACUAAACAGAUUUGAAAGCUGACGAUCUUUACAACUAUAUUGUGCCAUGUCCAUAUUUAGAUCAUCUUUGUGUAAACUGAAAACAGAAAGCAAGAUUGCACUGUAAAACAUUUAGAAAUAUAUGUACUUGUCACCUUUGAGAAAACAUUUAUAGCUGGGAUGAUGUUUCACAAUUCUGUUUAAAUUAAGUAAACCUAAAGGAGAGCCAUCUGAAAGUAAUUAAAGACUAGUUUUUUUGAGGUUCCUAAAGGUUCCCCCUCCCUCCUGCCCCCCCCAGGAUUUAGGAAAACAGUGAAGAAGAUUAUUUAAUAAUUGGGAGUAGGGGAAACUGAUGUAUAGAAUGUAAAUAUUUUAGACCUUUUUAUUAACUACUCUAGUGCCAUUUUGUAAAGGUUCAAAAAUUGUAUAGAUCAGUUUCAUUUGAAAAGUACUUAAAUCUAUUUUGAACUUUAUACGUUUUUAACUAAAAAUAAGAAAAAUACAUUUGGGAGCAGAUUCAUUUUUUUUUAGGCAAGAAAAACAGCUGAAUUUUAAAUUCAGUAUAAACAUUUUACUAUAUGUAAUCUAUAAGUUAGAGCUCAGAUACAGGCUUGUGUGAUUGAACUCUAAAGUCCAAAUCCUGCUUAUGGACUUCAGAGACCAUACUUGUGUAUGGAGAGCAAGAGGUGGUCCUGAGGUUAUAGGGUUCUUUUGUUUACAAAGCCCAGAACAGUGAGAACAAGAUGAAUUAUUACUUGCAACAUCUUUUCCUUAAGAUGGCUUUUUGUUGCUAGGUGCAGAGCACUCUGGGCUUUAUCAGCAAAAUACUUGUAUCCAGGAGUAGUCCCAUUGAUUCUGGUAAGAUUACUCAUGGGCUUCAAGUUAAAAAUGUGCUUAAGUGCUUUAACAGGUCCCCGAGUGCUUUGUACCUACGAGACUGGAACCCCUGUUGGAGAAAGAGUUAAUAUUUAACACACACACUAUAAUCUGAUUUUAUAUUUUUACCAUGUUCUUUAGUGCCUGUUUAUAACAUUUUGCAAUCUCCAUGAAUAUAUGCAGUGUUUCAGUUUAUGGCACUUUGGAGAUUAUUUUGAUCAAUCCUGUAAAGAAACUUUGAAAAAUGUGAAUUGCAAAUUUGUGGGUUUUAUUUUAAACUUUUUAUAGUUCAUUACUAAAGGUAUUGUCACCUGUGUAAUUUGCAUCAUGCCUCCCUGCUUUGCUCUUCUGGAAAUCUGUUGCCAAAUAAUUUUGAUAAUAAGCCAUAGCUAAAUCCUAUCUGAUUAGCAACUUCUUUCAAAUGAUAUUAAGCACUUCUCUGCUGCAUAGACCAAAUAACCAUUUAUUUUAUUGUAAUUCUGAAAUUAUUACAACUGGGAGUGUUAAAAUCUUCCUUCACUCCUGCAGACUUACCUACAGAAGAAGUUAACUUGGCUGUUCUGAAAGCAAAGCACCUGUUUUUUUUUGUUUUGUUUUGUUUUGUUUUUUUUAAGUAGGUAAACAGCCACCACAACAAGGAAAUAUUGUAUCUCUUCCAACGUGGUUACAUAGAAAUGAAAUAAGCACCCUCUCCGCUAUUCACAAUGUGAGGGUACAUCAAUCUAUCCUCUUGUUGUAAAAUGCAGGAUCUGAGCCCAUUUCUUCUUUUUGAUUUGAUUUCAAUAGCACCUGACAUUUAUAGGAAAUAAUACUGUUGUCCAGAUUACGUUACUUCUGAAAUUUACAUGCACUUUCCAGUUAAUUGGUGUUCUCCCUUAUACAAAUUAAUCCCUUUUCAGCGAUCUCCUUUGUACUACUUCAGUAACAUUAAAAAAAUCUGUGCUACGCUGUAUUGACAAUCAUCUAAUAUCCUGUUGUGAUUUAUUUCAUGGACAUAACUAUAAACAGAUGAUAAUUUUCAGUUCACUUUCAGCACCUUUUAAUGUACAUAAAACACUAUUCUUUCAAGCCAUCGAGAAAAGAUCAGUUAAUAUUGCAGCUACCUCCAGGUACACUAAAUUGUAAAAGAAAAAUAAUUUAAAAUAAACUUUAUUGGCCAAACUCAUUAAUUUCUACUUUUUAUAUCACAUUUGGGUUGAUUUGGUAUUUGAACUGCAUGCUGCAGAAUGCGUGCAUUUAAAAUAUUUUUAAGAAAAAUUGUCCUGGAAAUAUUAAUCAUAUAAGCAAACAUCUAUAUUUCCUUCCACAUGGAAAGGUAGUUUUCAUCCAGAACAUUUCUGUUUUAUAAGAAGAUGGGAAAAAUCUAAAAAAAUUUUUUUCAUUUAUUUGUGCUUAUAACAAUAAUAUAGAAAAAAAGAGCCAUAUGUGUGAUAAAAUCUAAUAAAAGUAUGGAUGAAAUUGACAUUUCCCUUAGACAUACAGUUAGCUCUUGUUAUAAUAAUUGUGCCUAUAACUUUACCCUAAUUAUAAUCUGAAUUGAAGGAAAUGAGUGCAAUUUCAUUAACUGUCACAAUAAACUAGGGAUCUUAAAUAUCGGUUAACUGUGUAGUUGAAUAACCUCAUGAAUUCUUCA
Pelodiscus sinensis (Chinese soft-shelled turtle) is the source of this 6590-nucleotide messenger RNA. RefSeq names its product cingulin like 1 (gene CGNL1). Lineage: Eukaryota; Metazoa; Chordata; Testudines; Trionychidae. Gene Ontology annotation, cellular component: myosin complex; bicellular tight junction. Gene Ontology annotation, biological process: protein localization to cell-cell junction. The record is from RefSeq and is a predicted model, not a curated record.